AGCAUCAGCAUCGACUGCGGCGACGACGCCGUGCCAGGUCAGGCAAGCGGGCGAGACACCAACCGUCGAUCACCGGCACGAUACCCGUCCUCGCCAGCUACACCACCCGGACAUCCUCCCUGCACCUCCCUGCAAGCAUCAUCAUGAUCAUCACCGGCUGUCUCCAAGCUGCCGCAUCCUUGCACCUACCCCUCAUCACGACGCUCCUCUACUCCGCUGGGCUUGCCUCGCUCCUCUUUCCCCUCAACUUAGACCUUCUCAUCCUCUUUCAUCUGCCAGCUGGGUCUCCUCGGCGUCAAUGCCAGCACCACCAGCCCAGCUCACGGCUAGCUCAAUACAUCGAGGCUAUUCUCAGAUUGUGCAUCCCGUCGGCAUUUCGCCGACUACGUCCACCUUGGCAUCAGUCGACGUUGCGACAACAGUACCUUUGCUCUUCUUUCACCAGCCCAAGUGGCUGCUCUUCUCUCUACCCUUUUUUCUUUUUUACCUCUUCUUUGCCAACCCCUUCUUUUCGCCAUCCUUCUUCGUUCGCCCCACCCCACCUCAACACCACAUUACCUCCCUCUUUUGUUUUCCCCCCUUUCUUGCCCCCUCUUCAAUACAAAAAGACUCGAAAAGCUAGCUCAUGCUUUGCGUCUCGCUACGGGAUGAUCGAUCGAUUUUAUGGAACCAAGACUGGCCCUGCGCAUCUCAAGGUCGCUGGCGUGACGGCUCUUCAGUCUGUGUAAGUCUACUCAAGUCGUCUACGGUCUGCUCACAGCCUUGGAACUCAUUGCUCGUGGUAUUUGCUGCAAUGAGGUGGUGAUGGGGGAGAAGAAGAAAGCAGCUACUGGCUGCGCGUCGCCUUCAAAGACCUCGUCGAGGUGGCGCGAUGAGGGCGGGCACAAAGGGGUGGAAGCGCGUCCGCACGCGACACAGAGGGAGGGGCGGA
Jaminaea rosea is the source of this 931-nucleotide messenger RNA. RefSeq lists its product as hypothetical. The record is from RefSeq and is a predicted model, not a curated record. NCBI's taxonomy places the organism in Eukaryota, Fungi, Basidiomycota, Exobasidiomycetes, Microstromatales. Bases 144 to 728 code for a protein of 194 amino acids. The transcript has a single exon.